AUGGGUAGCAAGGAUAGGAAUUUCUGGUUAACUGAUAUAGGUGGCCGGUUUCGAGACUUGCAUAUUCUUGGUUGUAAAGCUGGUACCAAUGGAGAUGCUUUUAUGGCUAUGGUAAAGACUAGGUUGGUGAAUGAACAAGGUAUGAAUUCUACACUUGAACUGUUUUUAUUUAAUGAUGAAGAAGGGAAUGCAUGUGAUAAGUGUAAAUCAGAAGAAAUGUUUAUUUCAUUUUGGAACAAAGGUAAAGUAAAUAAAGAUAAUUUGGUCAGACUGUGGUUCACUCCAAUUGUUCCUACUCCUUCAGUGAGAGAAUGGGGUUAUGUUUAUGAUGCUUCCAGUGUUAGUGGGGUAAGUAGUGUGACUAAUUAUAUCAGCCCAGUGAGGAAGAAAACUGUUAGUAAAAGGGUAGAGGUUAGGAGGAGUCCAAGACUUAAUAAGACUGCUACUGUUAGUGGGAUUAAAGAUAUGAGACCAACAAGACUUGAUUUUGAGCAUGAAGAGCAAGUGGAAUUGACAGAAGCAUCUGUUGCUGACAACCAUGUUCAUGAAUCUCAAAGUAUUCCUACACAGUCAUCUGCUGUAGCCAACCAUGUACAGGGGUAUGAAGAUGACCAGGUGAAUUUUCCUAAUGUACAUCAAGAUGAGUGUCAUCCUGAUGACAAGCCUGACUUUCUCUUUAAGGACUAUGAUGAGGAAGAGGAUGGUGAAGAUGAAAGUGAGGAUGAGAGUGGAGAUGAUAGUGAAGAAGAAACACAAGAACAGAUGAAUUAUGAAGAUUGGGUUUCUAUGUGUGCUAGGGGUAUAGAUGUUGGUAAUGACCCUGAUGAUUGUAAUGAAGAUUUCAAUGUAGGUGGAUUUUAUGAAGAGCAGAGUGCACCAGUGAAUGCAUCUUCAGAUGAAGAUAUUCCCAGCCAAGAAGUCACUCAAGAGCAAGAAACUAAGUGGGAAGAAGAUUUUGGUCAGCAUUUAAAUGAACCACAACGUCUAGAAAUGAUAAAUGAAGAUACUCCUGAGGUCACACCUGGUGAAAUAAGUACUGGUAUGGCUUUUGGAAGUAUGCAAGCUUAUAAGGAUCAUUUAAGAGAAUAUGCAGUGUUGAAACAUAGGGAUUUUAAGGUGAAGAAAGGAGAUAAAAUCAGACACUAUUCUUACUGUGCUUACAGGGAUGCCCAAAACUGUGCUUGGAUGGUGAAUGCAAGAAAGGUACCAUAGAAAGAUGAUAUGACAGUCACAGUCAGAGAAUGCAACAUAGAACACACUUGUAAAAAUCCCAAUGAAGACUACAGCAGAAAAUGCAAUGCAAAAUUUGUAGCUAAGUAUUUGUUGAAGACGAUGGAUGUUGCUUCACCAGUGGAGAAGGCAGAUGAUAUAGCUAAGAAAAUCAUUAGACCUCAGUUGCAAACUGAAAUACCAAAAUGGGUUGCUCGUCAUGCAAGGAGAUUGGUGCUAGCAGAAAGGGAUGGAACAUUUGAGACUUGUUACAAAAAAACACCACAAUUGGUCAUAGCUGCUACCUCAUUGAACCCAAGGAGCAUAGGUCAUUUCAGCUGGUCCAAAGAUGAUAAAGAUAACUGAUUUGAGAGUCUCAUUUUGGCGUAUAAUGCACAAAUAAAAGGUUU
Papaver somniferum (opium poppy) is the source of this 1619-nucleotide messenger RNA. RefSeq lists its product as uncharacterized. The transcript is spliced from 2 exons. Bases 1 to 1212 code for a protein of 403 amino acids. NCBI's taxonomy places the organism in Eukaryota, Viridiplantae, Streptophyta, Magnoliopsida, Ranunculales, Papaveraceae. The record is from RefSeq and is a predicted model, not a curated record.